AUGCUACUCGGCUUUCAAAAUUUACCCCCGGAGGUUCAUCAAAUAAUUCUACAGGCUCUGUGCAAAGAACAUGAGCCCAGUGUCCGGGCCUUUGCUGGCGCCAGUCGAAUAUGUCAUGCCCUGGCUUUGCCCUAUCUCUAUCAGACUCUCAAUAUCCCCGCGCCUGAAAGCCAGGAACUCGGGGACCGUGUUGAAUAUAUUGCUCAGAUCCUUCAACGAAAUUCAAGCUUUCGAUACGUGAAACAACUCGUGGUUGGCGGAGAGCCGACAUCGAGAGAAGCAGCAAGUUACGGUGAAGAGGUGGAAGAACCCACCGAUCCGGAUCGAACUGCAGUCUUUGGAAACAACCUGCAUGGAUCCCUGGAUCGCUUUAACAGCCGCAAGAGUCUCUAUCGGUGGGCGGCGACGCAACAUCCACCGGAGGCAGAUUCCCCACACAUUGACGCCUGGCAGCCCCUGACCGAUUUGAUCCAACGACUGCCCAGGCUACUGGAUCUGAUUUUUCUAUGCCGUCAUCAAUUUCCCUCUUGUCUGCUGGAGGCACUUCACCGCCAUCAUCCACAAUGCAAGCUUCACAUCCACAACUUCUUUCUACGGAGUUUGAAGAGCCCUGUACUGCAUCCAUACGAGUUCCAAUUAGCCACUUCUCCAUGCCUUUUCAGCCUAAAGGGGGAGUACGAAGAUUCCUUUUGGGAAGGCUAUCCAGAGCCACGCAGGCUACCACUACGAGAACCUCUACCAGAUGGUGCCUACCUCAAUGAAGCUAUCAUGCACAUGGUGUCUGGAUUUGCUCCCAAUCUGAAAGAGGUCACUCUCUUUCGCCCGCCCGGUAGCGGUACGCCUGCAAAAUCCCCUCUGCCACCUUGGCGAGGAUUUAGUCAGAAGGAAACGAACCCAGCAAAAGACUCAAAGCGUGGCGCCUUAAGAUACCUUCAACUCGAUAAUACACUUCUCAUCAAGAAAGACGAUAUCAAGCAUUGGGCGGCUUGUACCGACUUCUCAGCUCUAGAAGUGUUCAAGCUUAAAUCAACAGUUACAACCGAUCUUCUACACUAUCUGGCCACCGAAGUCGAUUUCGCGCGUUUGAAAACACUGGUCCUAACUCCCAAUGAGAUUGAGAAUAAUGCGUACCAGCAAAUCAAGAUCUUCCUCCAGAGACUGCGGCCAUUGUCUUCUUUGGAGUUAAAGGGUUGGAUGGUCAGCUCUGUAUUGGAUGGCAUCAUGAAUGCCCACGGAGCCAGCUUAAUUGAAUUAAAGCUGGCAGAAAGUCAGGGCUAUGAAUCGGUCGGGUCCAUCAAGAAGAAUCACCUAUCGGCAAUUGCGCAAAACUGCCCUUCGCUCCAAUACCUAGAUCUGACUUUGGACCGCACAGGAGGAGAUUCCGAGGAAGUCGCUCUGUACAGGAUACUAGGGGCCUUGCCACAGCUAAAAUGUGUCUCCUUGACAUUGCACGUUUCGAAGACCUGGGACUGCAUAGACGGUCCCGGGGAAACGGACGAUCUGGUCGACACGCGCUUUGACGAUGAGUUCGAUCAACAAGUGCAAUGGGCCGUUCGCCGAGCCGCCGGUGGUUCUGAAGCGUGCAAUGGCGCAAUUCGGGAGCGGCUUGUUAACUGCGCGCUUGACUCAGCCCUUGGGCGCGCCAUCUUCGGUGCGAUCUCAGCGGGCAAGCCUGAAGGCUCUGCCUCAUUGGAGAAACUGUGUAUAAAGACGACCUCUGUGGGAGAGUUUGGGGACGUCGGAUGUCCGACAGAAUUGGGCCCGAUCCUGGAACGCCUGAGCCAGCCUCUGCGGGUUACAAGGUGUGUUCGCAAUGGUUGUCGGAAUGAGUUGGUAGUGGAAAAAGAGCCCAGUGAUGAAUUGCCAUCUGAGUUCCCUAGGUGGCUUGAAAUCAUCUGGCGUCGCGUUUGGCCUGAGAAGAUGGCAAAUAAAUGGUGGAAUGACUGGCAUAGUUUGCCUCUUACAUAG
This is a messenger RNA of Penicillium canescens, 1968 nucleotides long. RefSeq lists its product as uncharacterized. The transcript has a single exon. The coding region runs from base 1 to 1968 and encodes 655 amino acids. Lineage: Eukaryota; Fungi; Ascomycota; Eurotiomycetes; Eurotiales; Aspergillaceae. The record is from RefSeq and is a predicted model, not a curated record.